Messenger RNA from Danio aesculapii, 1725 nucleotides. RefSeq names its product transmembrane protein 255B-like. Lineage: Eukaryota; Metazoa; Chordata; Actinopteri; Cypriniformes; Danionidae. The transcript has 7 exons. Bases 151 to 759 code for a protein of 202 amino acids. The record is from RefSeq and is a predicted model, not a curated record.
UUUGGAUCGUUCUUGGGAGUUCUUGGACUGAGCUUGGAGGAAAACCGCAAACAGCUGUUAGUUGCAUCCAUCGUGUUCCUGAGUUUUGGUAUCAUAUCCAGCUUCCUGUGUCUUCUGAUCGAUGGUGUUUUCAUCCUGCUCAACAUUGAUAUGCGUCCCAUGAAGGCAGGAAGAUGUCAGUUCUACACCAGUGGAAACAGUUACAUCUAUGAAAACUACUAUGCUACAGUUCCCUGUCAAGGACUGACAGAGUCCUGUAAUAUGAAAGUUCGCAGUGGAACGUGUUACUGUUGCGAUUUGUAUGAUUGUGCCAAUGGAGGGUAUCUGAAUAAUUACUAUGAGUUUGUGGGUGUGCAGAGCUGUCAGGAGGUGCUCUCUUUGUAUGUUCUUCUCUGGGUUUUAACUGCUCUCAACCUGCUAGCCUUCGUGCUUGGGAUCAUGACGACUGCUGUACUGGGCAGCAUCAAAGACAUGAGGACAGGAGUGAUUGGUCUCAAUGUGUCCCAAUGGGGAGGUUCAUCUCUGUUCUCCUUUGAUGGAGCUCACUGUUCAUCCCCCACUGCACCCCUGCUAACAGACCCAAACUCACAAGCAGGACACCAGCUCUAUCCGAGAGCGUCUCUUUACACAUCUCCACCAGCAGGAUCCAGUGUUUCUCCAGGAGGGUCUUCAGAUUCAGCCCCUGUGCAGCUCAACCCCCCGCCCUUCGCCCCUCUCUAUAACCUUCUUCCCUACAAGAGCUCCGGCUUCUCAGCUUAAGAGCGUCUGGAUUCACACCAAAGACAUUUAUGCUGCACUCCCCUUAAACACGACAUCAGAUAAUACAGACAGUUUGCUCUCUGAAUAAAUCUCCCCGGUCUUAUUAUUAGCAAGAUUCAGCAGCGCACAACACUCUCAAGAAAAAGCAGCUUGUUUCGGUAAUCUUUUUGCACCUCUUUUCUACUGCAAGCCUGUGUGGACGGGACAAAUAAUGUUGAAUAAGUAUAUUUUCCUAAGUUUUAUCAUUUUGUUAAACUCUGGUGGAUAAAUGAAGGCCCACUCUGCUUUAUUUUGUAUAGAUAUCAGUUGAAGAGCUUAGAUACGAAACCCCAUAUGUGCCGUCUAAAUUUUCCAUCAAAAAAUAAGCUCCUACAUUUAGGUUGAGUUAUUUCAUUUUAAAGACAAAAAAAAAGAACGUACCCGUGGUUUUCCUCCAGAUGCUCCAGUUUCCCCCACAGUCCAAAGACAUGCCCUAUAGGUGAAUUGAAUAAGCUAAAUUGGUAUAAAUUGGCCGUACUGUAUGUGUAUGAAUGAGUGUUUCCCAGUAAUGAGUUGCAGCUGGAAGGGCAUACGCUGCUUAAAAUCAAUAAGUUGGUGGUUCAUUCUGCUGUGGCGACUCCUGAAGAAUAAAGGGACUAAGCUGAAAGAAAAUUAAUAAAUGAAAAGAAAGUAUUCUUUGCCAUAAAAUUGAAAUGACUGAACCUACAGACAGGAGCCUGAUAAAAAUGCUCAUGUUUGAAGAACAUUUUAGACGGCAUUUAGAGAUUGCAUCUGAACUUUUCAUUUAGAAAUGUGUCAAAUUCAAUGUCAUUGUCUUUAGAUUGACAUUAAAGGGAUAGUUCGACUUCGGGCUGCACAAUAUAUCAUUUCAGCAUCGAUAGACACAGCGCAGGAUAUGCAAUGUUGAGUUUGUAUUAUGAAUGAUCAUUUGCAUGUGUUUUUGAUCAUAUAAUGAUUUUAAAAACA